Papaver somniferum (opium poppy) is the source of this 1047-nucleotide messenger RNA. RefSeq lists its product as uncharacterized. The record is from RefSeq and is a predicted model, not a curated record. The transcript has 2 exons. Lineage: Eukaryota; Viridiplantae; Streptophyta; Magnoliopsida; Ranunculales; Papaveraceae. The coding region runs from base 355 to 969 and encodes 204 amino acids.
UGGGUCCAAGACACCGGCGUGUAACACCGAUUUAGGCUUGUUUCUUUGUUUCUCGUGCCAAAUCCGGUGGAUCAGAUCCGCUGCUCAAUGCUCACCCCCUUGAUCCUUUCCGGCAUAGGCCAAAGUCCAACCCACACUCUUCUCUACUUUUGUUGCCCUUUCACAUUUACACCUCUCUCCCUUUACUCUCUCCUUCGCUCUAUUUGGGGUUUUAGGGUUUGUAAAACCACCGUUCUUCAACAAUACAAGUAGAUGUAAUUUGAAGAUUGAAACAGGUCGGUACCCUAACACUCCGGCAUUCAAUUAGGUAAUUUAUUUUUACAAUUUUCAACUCUUAAUUUUGUUAGAAAAAAAAUGGAAACGUCUGGUAAAGAUUUGAAUCUCGAUCUCGGAGCUUCAUUAACGAGUGUGUAUGAGAUACCUGGAGAACCUGCAAUAGUGAUCAAUGGGAUGCCAGAUUUAAACGAUUUGGUUGUAGAACUCGAAAUUUCGUCAUCUUCAUCUAUGAGUGAUGAUGAAUUAUCGGACGGAGAUGAAAAGAAGCCAAAUGUGGUAACAGGCGGUUCUUCUGUUGAUGGAAAGAUGCUAGGUGUGGCUGAAGGCGAUUGUUCUACAGAGGCUGACAUCAAAAGAGAUGUAGAAGAACCAAAGAGGAAUGCUGGAUUUGGUGAGUGGUUACAAGGUAGAGAAGUUCGAAAGUUGUUUGGAGAUGAGUUUUAUUCUGGUAAAGUGAAGAAAUAUGAUAAGGAAGCUGGUUGGUAUAGAGUUGUAUAUGAAGAUGGUGAUUCUGAAGAUCUUGAGUGGAAUGAGUUGGAAGAGAUUCUUUUGCCACUGGAUAUUUCGAUUCCAUUGAAAUCAUUGGCGAUGAAGAUUUCCAAGAAGAGCGAGAAGCGGACUCUGAAGAAAGGCGAGAAGCCGAAUCAGAAGAAAGGCGAUACAAGAAAAGGCGGGCGAAGUGCAAAGCAGUAGAGCGGGCGGAAUGGAUGACAGAUGAACAUUGUUUAUUGUAAGUAAAAUCUAAUCUAGCAAAAUAGAGAUGCAAGGAGA